Funneliformis mosseae is the source of this 2055-nucleotide messenger RNA. NCBI's taxonomy places the organism in Eukaryota, Fungi, Glomeromycota, Glomeromycetes, Glomerales, Glomeraceae. The record is from the annotation of a GenBank genome assembly.
AUGUCCAAGAAAAAUGCGUUAGUUCGAUUAACAGCUAUUCAUAACCAUAUCAGUAAUCAGCCUCAACCAACAGGUCCUGUCGAUUUAAAACGAGAACGAGAAAAUGCUACGUUUAAUAUUAAACAUAUGAAUUGGUUAUUUUGGGGCGAUAAAGAAUUUGCUGAAGCCUUACAAGUUGCCUUCUUGAUUAUUCAACGUGAUCCGGAUCUUUGUUUUCCAGCAGGUCAUCAUUUUGAUUUGACAAUACCUGAGCAACGUGAAUUUACUAUGAGACAAAUCUUUAGGUAUAGGCAAUUAAAAGGAUCAUUGAAAAAUUCAUUAAUGCUUAAAGCGUUUGAACUUGCCAUGUCUAUGUAUUCGGAAAGUUUUCUGAUGAAAAUUUAUGUGCAUGAUACAUUAUUUUUACAAUCAUUCCAGUUGUUUGGUACAAAUGAACAAAAUGAUUCUUAUUUAGAUGACAUUUUAAAAUGGAAAGUUAUAGGAUGUUUUGCUAUGACAGAAUUGGGACAUGGUUCUUUCUUACGUGGAUUGGAAACAACUGCGACAUAUGAUAGAGAAACAGAUGAAUUUAUCAUUCAUUCUCCAACUUUAACUGCCACAAAAGUGUGGAUUGGAAUGGCGGGGCAAACUGCAACACAUACAAUAGCACUAUGUCAAACAAUAGUUAAUGGUAAGAUGUAUGGAGUAAAUUGGUUCAUAGUACAAUUACGAGAUCAAAAAAAUGGAAGAUUAUUGCCGGGAGUAACAGCAGGAGAUAUAGGGGCAAAAUAUGGAAGAAAUGGAUUGGACAAUGGAUGGAUACAGUUUUCGCAUGUACGUAUUCCAAGAACAAAUAUGUUGAUGAAGUGGGCUAAAGUUACUCAAGAAGGAAAAUAUAUUCCUUCAGCGAAUCCUGAGAUAUCUUAUUCUCCAUUAAUUGGAGAAAGACUUACAGUAUUAUCGGAAUCUGUUAAUAUUUUUGGACAAUUUCUUACCAUCGCCUGUAGGUAUGGAUGUGUUAGAAGACAAGGAGCUAAUGACGAACAAAUUAUGGAUUAUCAAUCUCAUUACGUUAGGCUGAUGCCUUGCGUUGCUAGUACUUACGUCAUAGAAAUUGUUAAUAGGAUGAUUAUGAAUAAAUGGCUUGGAAUUAUGAAAUUAGCACAAACAAAUCAAGAAGAAUUUGCUUCACAUUUACCUGAUAUGCAUGCAAUAUCAACGGGAUUGAAGGCGACUAUAUCGUGGUGGGGGUGUGAAGUUUUAGAAAGAGUUCGUAGAUCUUUGGGAGGUCACGCCUAUUCUUCUUAUAAUGCUAUCGGUGGAGCUAUUGGAGAUUGGGGUGUCAUUACUACAGGAGAUAAUUAUGUUCUUCUACAACAAACUGCGAGAUAUCUUUUGGGUUGUUUUAGAAAAGUUUCUCAGGACAGCGAAAUUAUUGGUUCCGCAGAAUUUUUGAAUAAUUUUCAACAAAUACUUUCAUCUACAAAAAGUACUUUGUCUGAUGAAAGUCAAUUAUUGAAUCUAAACUACACAUUGGAGAUGUACACUUGGCUUUGUUUUAAAAUGAUUGAAACGGUUGCAACCAAUAUAGCUUCAUCAACGACAGAUGAAGAGACCACAUGGAAUAAUAAUCAAGUUGAUGCGGUUAAAUUAGGAGAGUUAUAUUCAUAUAGAUUUACCUUAUCAGAAUACAUGAAAGCCAUUGAAGAAUAUUCAAAAUCAACAACCAGCGAAUUUAAAGCAUUAGUACCCAUAUUGAUCAAAUUAGGAAAUCUAUGGGCCAUACAUUUAAUUCAUGACUCGUUGGGAUUGUUUUUGGAAAGAGGAUAUUUCAAUGGAGAACAAGUUCAAAUGAUAAAGAAAUGUUAUUUGGAAUUGUGUAAGGAGAUAAGGAAGGAGUGUAUACCUCUUGUUGACUCCUGGGGAUUCCCUGACUUUAUUCUGAAAGCUCCUCUUGGAAAGUUUGAUGGUGAUGUUUAUCCAGCUUACUUUAAUAUCAUGAGAGCAGCACCUGAUUGUAUUGGAGUGCCUAGUUAUUGGGAAAAAUAUAUUAAACCAUUGACUAAUUCCGAAUAA